Molecule: messenger RNA, 300 nt
Organism: Symbiodinium necroappetens
Lineage: Eukaryota; Dinophyceae; Suessiales; Symbiodiniaceae
Source: the annotation of a GenBank genome assembly
AUGCAGCAGCGUGGACUAGUCCCAGACAUCAUCAGUUACAGCAGCGUGGUGGAUGCCGGCGUUCAAGACGGGUGCUGGGUCCUCGGGCUGCGCAUGCUUGAUGCCAUGCAAGCGGGCGCUGUGCUGCCGAACGCAAUCAUGCUGAACUGCGCCCUGGAUGCGGCUGCGAAAGCAGCCCAAUGGCAAGCUGCUCUGGCGCUUUUGUCAGAGUUUCCUGACCACCAAGUGGCCCGCGAUGUGGUGUCCUUCAGCAGCGCAAUCAGCGCAGCGGAGAAGUCCAGAGAAUGGCAGACGGCGCUG